GCGGAGUUACGGGAAAGUUGGUCCGAGUUCCCGGAGUUUCCCUCCGUGGUUCCCGGGGCCCGGCCGGCGGGUGCCCUAGAUCCUUCUCUUCCUACCGCCCUUUCUGCCUCCCUGCUCCCUUCUUCUGUCCCCGGCCGCCAUGGAGCAGCCGCCGGCACCCAAGAGUAAACUAAAAAAACUGAGUGAAGACAGUUUGACUAAGCAGCCUGAAGAGGUUUUUGAUGUGUUAGAGAAACUUGGAGAAGGGUCUUAUGGAAGUGUAUUUAAAGCAAUACAUAAGGAAUCUGGUCAAGUUGUGGCUAUUAAACAAGUGCCUGUUGAAUCAGAUCUUCAGGAAAUCAUCAAAGAAAUUUCCAUAAUGCAGCAGUGUGACAGCCCAUAUGUUGUAAAGUACUAUGGCAGUUACUUUAAGAAUACAGACCUCUGGAUUGUUAUGGAGUACUGUGGAGCCGGUUCUGUCUCAGACAUAAUUAGAUUACGAAACAAGACAUUAACAGAAGAUGAAAUUGCAACCAUUCUUAAGUCUACAUUGAAAGGACUAGAAUAUUUGCACUUUAUGAGGAAAAUACACCGCGAUAUAAAAGCUGGGAAUAUUCUCCUUAAUACAGAAGGACAUGCAAAAUUAGCAGAUUUUGGAGUGGCUGGUCAGUUAACAGAUACAAUGGCAAAACGCAAUACAGUGAUAGGAACUCCAUUUUGGAUGGCUCCUGAAGUGAUACAAGAAAUAGGCUAUAACUGCGUGGCAGAUAUCUGGUCUCUUGGCAUCACUUCAAUAGAAAUGGCUGAAGGAAAACCUCCUUAUGCUGAUAUACAUCCAAUGAGGGCUAUAUUUAUGAUUCCCACAAAUCCACCACCAACAUUCAGGAAGCCAGAACUGUGGUCUGAUGAGUUCACUGAUUUUGUUAAGAAGUGCCUGGUGAAGAAUCCUGAGCAGAGAGCUACUGCAACACAACUGUUACAGCAUCAUUUUAUCAAGAAUGCAAAACCUGUGUCAAUUUUAAGGGAUCUGAUCACUGAAGCUAUGGAAAUCAAAGCUAAACGACAUGAAGAACAGCAACGAGAACUGGAAGAGGAGGAAGAAAAUUCGGACGAAGAUGAGCUGGAUUCCCACACGAUGGUGAAGACGAAUUCAGAGGGUGUGGGAACAAUGCGGGCCACGAGCACGAUGAGUGAGGGAGCCCAGACCAUGAUUGAGCACAACAGCACAAUGUUAGAAUCAGACUUAGGCACCAUGGUUAUCAACAGUGAAGAUGAGGAAGAAGAAGAUGGAACUAUGAAAAGAAAUGCAACUUCACCACAAGUACAAAGACCGUCUUUCAUGGACUACUUUGAUAAACAAGACUUCAAGAACAAGAGUCAUGAAAAUUGUAAUCAGAACAUGCAUGAGCCCUUCCCUGUGUCCAAAAAUGUUUUUCCUGAUAACUGGAAAGUUCCUCAAGAUGGAGACUAUGACUUUUUAAAGAACCUAAGUUUAGAAGAGCUACAGAUGAGGUUGAAAGCACUGGAUCCCAUGAUGGAGCGAGAAAUAGAAGAACUUCGUCAAAGAUACACUGCUAAAAGACAGCCCAUUCUGGAUGCAAUGGAUGCAAAGAAAAGAAGGCAGCAAAACUUUUGAAUCUCAUUUCUUCUUUAUUUGUGUAGCUCUCUGGAGACCAAGAAACCACUAAGAAUUGAAGGACUGUUAUGUUGUUCUACAACUCAUCAAAGGUCAGAAAUUAAUGGUAUAUGUCCGAGAAAAUCCCCAAAAAGGAGAAUUUACAGCUGUGUCCACUAUGUUUUCAUUUUUAAGUAAUGAAAACAGCACAAAUGUAUUCUUCUUUUAAUCUGUCAGCUGUAUACCAACACAAAUCUGUGUUCUAAGUCAAAGCUGUGUUUUCGAGACCAUGAAACUCCAAAGCUAUUGUUUAAUUGUACAGCACUGAGGGCUUUAUGUUACAAUAUCAGUAGCCUAUUUAUUGUAUCCCCUUAGGUAAACUUAUUUAUUUAUGCUAUUUCACUUUGUUUGUUAAAUGCAAGAUCAAAAUAGUUUUGGUGAAGGUAGGAACAUAUUAAUAGCUGACAAUGUUCAACCAAAUUACACUUUAAGGAGGGAGCUGUGGGGUACAUUCCUUGAUUUUCCAGGGUAGCUUUCCAAUAG
Elephantulus edwardii (Cape elephant shrew) is the source of this 2137-nucleotide messenger RNA. It is a transcript of the gene STK3, whose product is annotated as serine/threonine kinase 3. The record is from RefSeq and is a predicted model, not a curated record. Gene Ontology annotation, biological process: intracellular signal transduction; regulation of MAPK cascade; protein phosphorylation. Gene Ontology annotation, cellular component: cytoplasm. The transcript is spliced from 11 exons. Lineage: Eukaryota; Metazoa; Chordata; Mammalia; Macroscelidea; Macroscelididae. Gene Ontology annotation, molecular function: ATP binding; protein serine/threonine kinase activity. The coding region runs from base 140 to 1615 and encodes 491 amino acids.